GUAGGGAUGAUAAUUAAUCAGCAAUUUAGCACACUAAAUUCUGGUUAUCAACUCUUUAAAUUUCUUUCAAUUCCCUAUAUAAUAAGAUACCCUUCAAGUACUGCUCAUUCUUCAUCCUGCUGCUGCAUUCUUCUCUUGGAUUCAGGCACAGGGAAAGCGAGGAUGAUCUGGAGGAUAUGCUUGUUGUUGCUGGCCUUAAUGGCUACAUUGUCAACUGCUUCAAUUGACAAACAAACAUAUGUAAUUCAUAUGGACAAAACCAAGAUCCCAGCCUCAUAUCAUUCUCCAGGAAGUUCCAAACAAUGGUACGAAGCUGUGAUCAAUUCUGUCAACGAAUUCUCAUCUCAAGAAGAAGAAGAAGAAGAAGAAGAAGAAGAAGAAACAGCUUCUCCUCAUCUUCUUUAUGUCUAUGAAACAGCCUUUUCUGGUUUUGCUGGGAAGUUCUCUAAAGAACAAGUCCAAGCCUUGAGCAAAAUCAAUGGUUUUCUCUCUGCCAUUCCUGACGAAAUGCUAACUCUCCACACCACAUACACUCCUCAGUUUCUUGGACUUCAAAGUGGUAAAGGCCUUUGGAAUGCUCAAAACUUGGCUUCGGAUGUGAUAGUUGGCAUUCUUGAUACUGGAAUCUGGCCAGAGCAUGUUAGUUUCAAGGACAAGGGCUUAUCUGCACUGCCUUCUAGAUGGAAAGGCGCAUGCGAGAAUGGCACAAAGUUUUCACCAUCAAAUUGCAACAAGAAGAUCAUUGGUGCAAGAGCCUUCUUAAAAGGCUACGAGUCCAUUAUAGGAAGGAUCAAUGAAACAGUUGAUUACCGAUCCCCUCGGGAUUCACAAGGCCACGGAACACACACUGCAUCAACCGCUGCUGGAAACCUUGUAAACAAUGCAAGCUUUUUUGGCUUGGCAAAUGGCUUUGCAGCUGGAAUGAAGUAUACAGCAAGAAUUGCCGUCUAUAAAGUCUGCUGGUCUUUAGGUUGCACCAACACUGAUUUAUUGGCGGCUAUAGACCAAGCUGUUGCUGAUGGUGUUGAUGUGCUGUCCCUCUCUUUGGGCGGUACCGACAAGCCGUUUUAUUCUGAUAACCUUGCUAUAGCCUCAUUUGGGGCAACCCAAAAUGGGGUCUUUGUUUCUUGCUCUGCCGGUAAUUCUGGUCCAUCUACCUCAACUGUAGGCAACACCGCACCCUGGAUCAUGACGGUUGCUGCUAGCUACACUGAUCGAAGCUUUCCAACAACCGUCAAACUUGGAAAUGGAGAAACUUUUACUGGAUCAUCUCUGUAUCCUGGCAAAGCAACCAAGCAAUUGCCAAUCGCAUAUGGAGAAACUGCAGGUGGCCAAUCAGCUAAGUUUUGCAUUAGUGGGUCACUCAACAAGAAGCUAGUAAGAGGCAAAAUUGUUGUCUGUGAGAAAGGAAUGAACGGCCGAACCGCCAAGGGAGAACAAGUGAAAUUGGCAGGAGGAGCAGGAAUGCUACUAAUCAACACCGAGGGUCAAGGUGAAGAGCAUUUGGCUGACGCCCACGUCUUGCCAGCCACCUCUUUAGGAGCUUCAGCAGGUAGAGCCAUAAAAAAGUAUGUCAACUCUACUAAAAGACCUACUGCUUCUAUUACUUUCAGAGGAACAACAUAUGGUAAUCGUGCACCAGCAAUGGCUGCAUUCUCAUCCAGAGGGCCUAGUUCAGUAGCACCAGAUGUGAUAAAGCCGGAUGUAACUGCACCGGGGUUGAACAUUUUAGCCGCUUGGCCACCUUUAAGUAGCCCAUCUCUACUCAAGAGCGACAAGAGGAGUGUGUCGUUCAAUAUAAUUUCAGGAACAUCAAUGUCAUGCCCACAUGUUAGUGGCGUAGCUGCACUACUCAAGUCAGUCCACAAAGAUUGGUCCCCAUCAGUAAUCAAAUCAGCCCUAAUGACCUCAGCUUAUGUUCUAGACAACAACAAUGCUCCAAUUGCUGAUUUUGGAGCCAAUAACUCUGCAUCAGCAACACCUUUCGCAUUUGGUUCAGGGCAUGUCAACCCCGAGAGUGCUUCUGAUCCAGGGCUAAUAUACAAUAUCACCACAGCGGACUAUCUACUCUAUCUGUGCAGCCUGAAUUAUACAUCUUCUCAAGUAGCUCUAGUGUCAAGGAAGAGUUUCAGCUGUCCUAACAAUACACUUCUUCAGCCUGGUGACCUGAAUUACCCUUCUUUUGCUGUGAAUUUUGAAGGUAAUGCUAAAAAUAUCAGCAAGACAUACAAGAGAACCGUGACAAAUGUAGGGACAUCACCGAGUACUUACGCAGUACAAGUCCAGGAACCCAAUGGGGUAUCAACAACUGUUCAGCCUAAGAAUUUGAGUUUCCAAAAAUUGGGAGAGGAACUGAGUUACAAUGUAACUUUUGUUGGGUUGAGAGAAAGAGAUGCCAGGGUGAGUUACUCUUUUGGAUCUAUAGAUUGGGUUUCAGACAAGUACAAGGUCAGAAGUCCCAUAGCAGUAACCUGGCAGUAGUUUUGGGGUUGUCACAAUACGUAGGUGCAGAAAAAGAAGAGACUUGGACAUUUCCCAAUUCAAAUCCUGUGUAAUAAUGCAGAAAUUGUUUGCAGCUUCAAUUUUUAUGUACUUGAACAUCAGGUUCAGGUGUUAUUUAUUUUU
Hevea brasiliensis (rubber tree) is the source of this 2625-nucleotide messenger RNA. RefSeq names its product subtilisin-like protease SBT1.1. Lineage: Eukaryota; Viridiplantae; Streptophyta; Magnoliopsida; Malpighiales; Euphorbiaceae. Gene Ontology annotation, molecular function: serine-type endopeptidase activity. The coding region runs from base 7 to 2481 and encodes 824 amino acids. The record is from RefSeq and is a predicted model, not a curated record. Gene Ontology annotation, biological process: proteolysis. The transcript is spliced from 2 exons.